Lethenteron reissneri (Far Eastern brook lamprey) is the source of this 4780-nucleotide messenger RNA. RefSeq names its product protein-glutamine gamma-glutamyltransferase K-like. Gene Ontology annotation, biological process: peptide cross-linking. The record is from RefSeq and is a predicted model, not a curated record. Lineage: Eukaryota; Metazoa; Chordata; Hyperoartia; Petromyzontiformes; Petromyzontidae. Gene Ontology annotation, molecular function: protein-glutamine gamma-glutamyltransferase activity.
UUCCUUGGCAGUGCCUCCACGCCCUCCACCGUGCAGGUACAGCGCACGCGCACCGAGUGAGGCCCGUGAACUCGGCGUUCCCAGGCCGGUGGACCGAUAGAUCCCAGGCCGGUGAAUUUGGCGUUCCCAGGCCGGUGGACCGGUAGAUCCCAGGCCGGUGAAUUCGGCGUUCCCAGGCCGGUGGACCGAUAGAUCCCAGGCCCGUGAAUUCGGCGUUCCCAGGCCCGUGGACCGGUAGAUCCCAGGCCGGUGAAUUCGGCGUUCCCAGGCCGGUGGACCGAUAGAUCCCAGGCCCGGUGCUUGCCCCAACCCCCCCCCCCCCUCCUUCUAAAUCAAACGCCGCCGUUGGCGGGGGCCCCUCUCUCGAUGGCUGACCGCGAGGAGCUCGGUCGACAGUACGCGGAGGGACGGCGCCACCGCCUCUCGUCCGUGUGCCCCAGCCCGAUUGGCUCGGGGCAAUUCCCGGGCAUCGGUUUCCCCCCCGGGGUAGCUGCCCCCCGUAAGGGCCGCUCGCUUCGCCGCCUGUGCUGCUGCUGCCUGCCCGCGCGGCGUGCCCCGGGAGGCGAGGGCGACUACACGGCACCGCUCAGCUCCGGGAAGAAUCAGCACGCCGCCGCCGCGGAGGAGGAGGCCGAGGAGGAGACCGAGCUGCUGGGCGAGCGCCUGGUCGUGUUGCGCGUGGAGAGCGCGGGGAAGGAGGAGGCGGCGGUCGAGCACCGCACCGGCGGCUUCGCGCAGGCGCAGCUCGUGCUGCGGCGCGGGGCCCCGUUCCGCCUGCGCCUCAAGCUGAGCCGCGCCGUGCAGCGACACCGCGACUCCAUCGUCCUCGAGUUCAGCACCGGUCUGUCCCCGCAGCUACGCAAGGGGACACUGAUCCAGGUCCCCUUGCGCUGGGAGCUGCCGCCCGAGCAGCAGGACGACGCGGGAGCCCAGCGGGACGGAGGCGCGGGAGGCCAGGGCCAGGAGGGUGGGGGCCAGGGGGGUGGGGGGGAGGAGGGGGGCGGGUGGAGCGCCGUGGUGGAGCGCGAGGAGGAGCGCGCGCUGUACGUGCUCGUGCGCUCGUGCCCGCGCUCCGUGGUGGCGCGGUACGAGGUGGCAGCGUGCGCACACAGCGACACCACGGCGGCGGAGGAGAAGGUGCGCUCCAAGCGAGAGCCACUCAGCGUCUACAUCCUCUUCAACCCGUGGUGCCGCGAGGACACGGUGUACAUGGAGAGCGAGGAGGAGAGGCAGGAGUACGUGCUGCGGGAGACGGGGCUCAUCUACUACGGCAACAAGGAGCAGAUCAGCGCGAGGCCCUGGGUCUUCGGACAGUUCGGCAAGGACAUGCUUGACACGUGCCUGCACCUGCUGGACCGCGCCAACAUGCCGCUGUACGGACGCAACGACCCCGUGAAUGUGGCGCGCGUCGUGUGUGGCAUCGUCAACUCGCAGGAUGACAGCGGGGUGCUGGAGGGGAACUGGUCCGGGGACUACACGGAGGGCACCUCGCCGGCCGCGUGGACCGGCAGCGUCGAGAUCCUGCAGGGCUACCACAAGGGAGCGCGCCCCGCGCCCGUGCGCUUCGGCCAGUGCUGGGUCUUCUCCGGGGUCACCACCACCGUGAUGCGCUGCCUGGGCAUCCCGUGUCGCAGCGUCACCAACUUCUGCUCGGCGCACGACACGGACGUGAGCCUCACGACCGACGUCUACGUGGACGAGAAGAUGAAGCCGAUAGACGACCUCAACACGGACUCCAUCUGGAACUUCCACGUGUGGAACGAGUGCUGGAUGGCCCGGCCUGACCUCCCGAUGGGAUACGGGGGGUGGCAGGUGAUCGACACGACCCCCCAGGAGACCAGUCUAGGGUUCUACCGGUGUGGCCCCGCGUCCGUGAACGCGGUGCGGGAUGGGCAGGUGCAGCACAAGUAUGACGCUCCCUUCGUGUUCGCAGAGGUGAACAGCGACCGCGUGUACUGGAUGAGGCAGCCUGGAGGGGAGUUUUCCGUGCUCAGCGUGGACAAGCAGGCGGUGGGGCACUGCAUCAGCACCAAGGCCGUGGGCUCGGACCAGCGAGAAGACAUCACCGGCCUCUACAAACACCCCGAGGGCUCCAAGGAGGAGCGCGUUGCGGUGGAGACCGCGUGCUCGCAGGGCUCCAAGCCGAACGUCUACAAGGCCCCGGGCACCGCGCAGGACGUCCGCCUCCUGGUGAAGCCGCCCGCCGACGAGGUGGCGCUGGGCCGCGACUUCGUGGUGACGCUCCAUCUGGCCAACCUCGACGCCGGCGAGGGGCGCACCGUGGCGCUGUUCUGCGCCGCGCACACCAUGCACUACACGGGCGUGCUGCGUGGCCGCGUCAAGCAGCACUCCUGGGAGCUGCAGCUCGCGCCCGGGGAGGAGUGCACCCUGAGCCUGCCCGUGAGCGCGAGCGAGUACCUGGAGUCGCUGGUGGACCAGUGCGCGAUGCUCUUCACGGUGACGGGGCGCGUGGGAGAGACCGGGCAGACGCUCGCCACGCAGAGGAGCUUCCGCGUCAACUUCCCCGCGCUCGACGUCACGGUGGACGACCGGGACGCGGUGCGCGUUGGGAGCAAAGCGCUGGUGAAGGUCUCCUUCACGAACCCCCUGCCGCAGCCGCUGCGCGCCGUCACGCUGCGCCUCGAGGCCGCGGGGCUGCUGGAGCCCACGCUCAUCCAGCACGGAGAUGUGCCCGGGGGGGGCUCCGUGUACCGCACCGUGGCGGUGUUGCCGCGGGUGGCGGGGGUCGUCACCAUCCUCGCCACCCUCGACUCUCACCAACUCAUCACGGUGCACGGGGAACUCGAGCUGCUGGUCAAGGCGUGACGCUCGUGCACACGCCCGCCUGCUCGAACAGACGCACGAGGAAUGACGGACACGUGCUCGUGUUCCUGGCACGUCCGUGAUAGUACGAGUAUGCGUGCCCGCGUAUGUGCACGCACACUCCUGUACACACACAUGCCCGCAUAAGUACACACAUACACACGAGACUGAGUUCAACGUUUGCCUCGACAGCUUGUUGAGGCUAUCUAUGGGCGGGGGAGGGAUCCUUUGAUUGAAUGCAAAACACGAAUGGCACGCUCACUCGUUGUGCGCGCGCUCGCUCGUUGUGCGCGCGCUCACUCGUGCGCGCGCGCUCACUCGUUGUGCGCGCGCUCACUCGUUGUGCGCGCGCUCACUCGUGCGCGCGCUCUUACGCGUAUGCGAGCUCGUGGAGGACACGUGCCCGUAAGCGCGCCCGUCGUGUGAGUAGGACACGCGCUUGCACGUGCACAGCACUCGAAUACACACUGAGGCUAAUAUGUACACCACGUGCUUGACAACACGCACGUGGUCGGAGAAGCAAGCCUACUCGUGUGUGCCUACACUGUGUGGCUUAAAAAGAAAACAACCGGCGACGUUUCGGGCAUUCGACCUUCUUCUAAGCACACUAUAUAUGUGUGCGUACUCGUACACACACACACACUGCACACACACACAACUGCACACACACACGUCGACAGACGCACGCACACCUAUCGUAUACGCACACGUCCUCGGAUUCACACGGAUACACAAUCAGGCAUGUAGACACGCCCGCUCAUAAGUGGAAGUAUAGGUGUAGGGUAAACGAGGCAUUGAACCGAGUUCUCGAUACGAGGGGGAAAAUAAUUCGGUGCCAACGCGCGAUGAAGGAAGCGGAGACGGGGAGGCGAUUGGGAAACGUUAACACCGAGAGACGGAGAGAGGAGCAAUGUGCAUUAGAGAUCGACUUAUUCAGUGGGCUUGGGGAGGAGGCAUCGUGUCGAGAUGGGACGAUGGCAAGUGGAGGAGACUGGUCACGGAAUGGCAGCCAAAGUAGGACGACCACCUCAGAGAUGGAGCCACGAGAUCGGUUCGCGUGAAUGAGCGGCGAGACGGAUUGUGGGUGACGUCGCGGGACUUUAGGGGCUUGCGUCGGUGUUGGUGAGGCGUUCAUCCAGCAGUGGAUAGAGCAGGGGUCGGCAACCGAAAUAACAAGAAGAGAUGUUUUUUUCUUCUUCGAAUUCGCUAAAAACAACUCGAUAUUUCAAAAGCCGCAAUGCACUGCGUGGUGAAUACGUGAUGUUGGUGGUGUCUCCUGAAUCGACAACUGUCACGAAUGAUCGUCCUUAAAGAGCCGCAAAGCUGCCGGCCCCUGGGAUAGACCGUGGAUGAUGAUGCGCUCUCGUAUCCAAAGACAAAGAUCCCCGUAUAGCCUCAACAGACUGUUGGGGCAAGUGCUGUUAGUGAGCACCUAUGAAAGCCGGGACGGCACACGAGGGGGUGGGAUGGUCAGCACCACGCCCAGCCGCCUUCGUCUCCCAAAUGACGAUGUUUACACACCGCACCAAGUACUCAUUUGAGGCUGAGUCGACCUAGGGGAGGCCCAGGACCUAUUCAGAUCAUCGUCACUGAUGUUGGCCGUGAGCGGUAAUCGAACUCGGGUCUCGAGUUCAUAACGCAGCGCACUAACCACUACAACACCGCUCUCCGCCAAUGACAUACACCCACCGUACACAUGCAAAUAUAUGCACACACGUUCCUAUCCAAACACACACACGUGUAUAUUCGAUUCGUACGGUUGGCUACUUACGGGUGCGAAAGAAGUUCAUGAUAGAUACACGUGCGUCCCGAUACACGUUGAGUGGUAGCCGCACGCUGAUACCCUCUGCCCGUCCCGCGUCCACAGGUUUAUAUGGGUUUCAUAUAUUUCGUCAUGUAUUUUCAUACCUUAGAAUGUUUGCAAUAAUAUUCUCUUAUUAAAACUGCCACGGCAUAA